Molecule: messenger RNA, 10465 nt
Organism: Amoebophrya sp. A25
Lineage: Eukaryota; Dinophyceae; Syndiniales; Amoebophryaceae
Source: the annotation of a GenBank genome assembly
UCUGUCUUGAUACAGGAAAAAUGUUUUAGCCAGGUGGAGGUCCACGUAAUACUUACUUACGCGAGAAGAGCUACAUCAUCUAUAUCAAUCUAUGUAUCAGCAUAUACGGCAUCACUCAUAUUUUUUCAUCCAUCUUGACUGAUUAUACUACAAGAGUAAGAAAGAACGCACCACUUACAGUUACUCUUUGAAGAUCAACAAAAUGGGGGGUGGCGGCAAGAGCAAAGGUGGCGGUGGUGGAUCCCGAAAUAAUGACUUUGCUCCUCCAGGCAGAGGCGGGAGUUGAGGCAUUUAUCAUAAUAGUGGCAUUGGCAUCAUUUUCCUUGUUUGCAAUGGCCAAUGCACCUUUAUCAAGCUCAAGGAACCCCUGACUGUGUGGUCUUGAUUGGCACAUCUUAGAUUGCUUCCACUCAGUACCACGGAGGUGUUAGCUAUAGUUGCUCUGAGGAGAAGACCAAGACGAAAAUAUAUUUAUUGGUUACUCAAAUACACAAGAGCAGGAAAUGAAUCAAAACAAAGGACAAGGAGCCUAGUACCCCUCUAAGUAAAGAAUCAAGACUCAGGACGUGGAAACUACGACUCUGGAGGCAGGAAUUAUGAGUCUGGUGGUGGAGGUGGGAGGAAUUAUGAAGAUCCUGUCGAUCCAUACCAUACGAGAAGACACAGCCGCGUCGCGAAUGAAUCCGAUGUAAAAGCAGUUGCUGGUCCAAUAUUCGAGCAACAGGGACGAGCAGAAUUGCUGGGGAAAUUUGUAUUCCAUAGAGUGUGGUAGCUGCACAGGUGUAUAUGGUUGAUUUAGUGGGUUCCUUUUCCCACUCUAUGUGGAUUUUGCUGUAUGGCAGCGACUUUGCCAAUUUAAAAUAGAGCAGAUUUUUUGGAAAUGCAUCAACAUUUUUCGGGCACUUCUUAGUACCCUCCGCGCAAAGACUUUUAUGAACACCUCCAGGUGUCCUCACUCGAAACACGUGGAGAAACACUCGCUGUUGUCGACGAACAUGGAGGCGUCGAUUGUGCAGCUUGUGGCUACUGCAUUAUGCAGGACUUGCUGCAAGGGAGAAAAGAAUACUCAGAGUUAUGAAAAUAUAGCGAAGAAGAUUAAGGCUGUCGAAGUAGAACCGAAGUGCGCAGCUGUACUAGAGUGCGUAAAUGCGGGCUAGCUUUGGACCGGCGGCUUUUGGGAGGUUAGAUAGCUAGGAAGUGCGGCGGCGUUGCUGCCAGAGAAAUGCCGCACCGCGUAGCGGUUUGCCAGCCCGCGAGGCUGCCGGGGUUGGGGUGGCUCGUGGUGCCGGACAGGUGAGGAGAGCGGCCCAGAAGGAGACGGCCCGGGUACGGUAGGGGGUGGCGCGCUUUGUGCCAGUAAACUUGCUCGCGACGACGCCGGCGUGUCUUAAGCCGUACUUGGCGUAGGCCUCGUGGCUAUUUUUGUGAAUGAGAAAAAAGAGCGCGCCUCGAGCCGGGUACUUUUAGGGGCUUAGACUGUAGGCGUGCGGUGCGGCCCGCACAUCCCGGGGCGAGCCAGUGAAGCUGGAAGCUGUGGCCGCGUGGCCGUCCUCGGGGGAGGGCUGCAGCAUUCGACACGGCGGCCGCUGUGCAUCGGUUCGCACGCAUGUGGAGGGGCGUGCGCGCUUCUCGCUUGGGUGUGCGUGGGUGUAUGAAGUGACUCGCAUGGGCUUGGGGGUGCAGCGUGGCGGGUGUGCUGGUUUGAUUACUUGGCGGGACACGCCCCGCCUGGCUCCUUUGUGCCGGCCCGGAGCUUUGCGCGCUCGGUCGGUUCGUUUAUUCUCUUGCCUUGGGUCCGCGCAGGUAUGCACAGGAGUACGCACAUUAGGCGCGGCGCAGUGGGGCCGUGGGUUGCCGCGUUCUGGUGGGGUCUGUCUGUCUCCUCGUUCAGGUCUUGACCUGCGGGCAGCCUUCGGCGUGUUCGGUCUCUUUGAUUUCAAAAGUUUUGCUGAAGACCUUCGGCGACCGCAAGUGUAAUAGCAAAACUCCCGGGGCAUUUUCUUUCGCCGUUUUCCUCCUCCCAUGUAGUGCGCUUCGAGCUGGGGUCUCGAUAGAUGCUCACAAGUAUGCCUCAAGGGGGUCUUCUGCUUGCCCUCUCUUACGAUCUCUAAUCAAAUAUGCCGUCCCCGAGGACCCGACAUUGUGGACAGCGAUAGAAAAAAUUGGAUACUCUCUCAGAGACGAACGGAUGCGCAACAUCGACUUAGAGCUCUGCACAAGACUCUACAAGCGAGGCGAAUACUUGCCACAUUACAUUUAUGGCUCGUUGCAGCUGAUCUACUUCUACUCAACAUGAUAUUUGCGUUGCUGAACCUCAGACGUAGUUGCAUGAUGUAGUAGUCAUGACAAAGAGCUCUCAGCUCUCGUCGCUAGUUACUCAUUGCAUCUAGUCCUGCUCCAGCCCUGGCCUUCCAUGAUUUCCCAAUGUCCGUCUUUUCUUCAUACCACAUACCUGAGUCAAUUUCCGAACUACAAUCCUGCAAUGGUAGAAAGGAGGGGUCCCGGCGCAGACCUUCCUGCAGUCCUCAUGGUUGCCGAGAAGCCGUCUAUCGCGAAAGUCAUAGCUGAGCACUUGAGUGGAGGUACAUCUACAAAGAUUAAGAUGAUGUUGUUGCUAGGAUAGAUAAAGAUUACAUGUGAUGGUACAAAGAUAAAGAUUAAUGUGAUGGAGUCAUCUUCUUUGCUCGUCCUGCUCAUUAAGUCAAGUAAGUACUAUUCAAUUAUAGCGCUCCUGAGUGAUGGCGAAGAUGGGCUUGCGCACUCAAUCAGAAUAGAUAAGUAGUGGUAACUGUCGAAGACAUUGAUGAAGAACUCAAGUACUAACUCAAAAAAAGUCCUAGGUAGUACUCUUGACAUUGACAAUCACUCUAGUAGGUCGAUACCGAACACGACGCGGCGUAUCUCGGGCUUGUCAAACCUAUGAAUUCGUGUGCCAUUUUGCACCUGCGCGCGGCCGUUGCCGCCUCAUAGUCACCAGCGUCAUCGGACACGUUUUUGGGCUCACGUUCAAGAAACAAAAGUUAAGAUGGAAGGCUUUGCGCUUGUAUGUUCGUCUUGUUCUCUUACUCUUUCAUCAAAAUCAAUGGAAAAAGCCCUACAGAUGAAAAUGCUUUUGCAAGAAGUCUAACUAUUUCAAAAUCAAGAAGAAUAUUUACACGGCGUAACAAGAUCAUGAUCUUAUAUCAAAGACAACACAGGGACUACUUCACAAGUUCCUCCCCGCCUGCUGAUCCCCCACACAUCUAAUGACCGGCCUCCGACCCGAGUGGAUGUUUGCAGCUGAAGUCUCCAAGGAAAUUGAAGAAGGCUCAAGGAAAAUGCGCGUGCCCGAGCAUUUGUCGGAAUUGGCGUCAGAAUGUGAGUAUUUGGCUCUUUGUUAAGGCUCCUCGGAAUCCAUCUACUUGUUCAUGAGCAUUCAUAUUGUUCGCUCCAUCUACCUCAGGAACAUUCAUACUGGUACUCGAAAGAGUAACAGCUGUAUGCUCUCCAGUCUGGUGCUCGAAAGAGUAACAGCUGUAGUCCAGAAGAUCUCUUCAUCUAGGACCUUGCUUUCUCAAAGGGGGAAACCGACUUAAAGAAGAGCGAUUUUCAAGAUGUUGGAUUUCGGGGAGGUCUAACUUCGGCUAGAUUGCGAUCGGGAAGGGGAGAACAUCUGCUACGAGGUUAUCAGUAUAGUGAGGGAGCACUUUCCGACUGACCAGAACAUCUACCGUGCGCACUUCUCGGCAAUCACAGAGCCUGAGAUCAAUUAAGGCCUUAAAGAGUUGUCUUUUUGUUCGUUGCCGUUGCUUUCGCCUCUCUUGUUGUUGGUAUGAUGGUAUCCCGGUUGGACAGACAGGCGAUGAAAGGCAAAAUAAACAACGGGGAACAAAAACACCAAAGACCUACCUCUAAAUCAAGCGCGCUUAUGGUGACCUACAACGGCCAAACAAGUACAUGGCUAUGGCCGUCGACGCACGGCAAGAACUCGAUCUGAAAGUGGGCAUAUCCUUUUCAACGCUGUUGAUUAUGAGAAUUAGUUUUUGGAAUUGGAUCGGAGUGCUAUUAGAUAUUUUUUUUUGAUCUGUACGUGUACAACAAGUGGCAUAGUAGUAACGAGGUGCCAUAUUUUACUUUGAUUCAAGUCAUACACUAAAAAGGCGACGUACCCAAUUAGUCCUCUCUCUACUACAAUGCUUCCAACUACUGCCUCUCUCAGUGUAACUUUCAUGGAGCUGCACAUAUUCGAAAACUCGAAAUAAGCGAGUUACUGACUGAAAUAGAAAUAUGUUGAGAGUCUUGACUACAUUCCUCUUCUUUCUUCAGUAUCUCCCUUCCCUUCACUAGUCACUCGCUCAUUUCAGUUUAUCGAAUAGCUCCCAAUGUAAACCCUUCUAACUCCCAGUGGAAUUUCCUCGAAGCAGCACGUGCGAAAUUCCCAAGGAUGGACUUGAAGAUGCUGACCUAUGGGCCGUGUCAGACUCCAACGUUGUGGUUCUGUGUAGAACGGCAUAGGGAAAUCCAGAAAUUUCGAAGAGACCAGUGGUACAAGCCUACGUUUUCACUCCGAGUGCCACACAAUGGAAGCGGACGGGAUCCAAGUGCGAUGCUGAAGUUUCAAACUUAAGAUACUGGACUAACUUGCUGAUGAUGAAGUUCGAGCAAAUAGUAUCUAUGUUAGUGUAGAUACGUUACACGUCCUUCUUGGGGCGCAUCGCCUGCGCUUCUGUCGGCACCUCGUGUGCGGAUGUAGCAAAGGCAACCGAUCCUAUCUUAUCCUAUCUUAUCCUAUCCUCUCCUAUCCUAUCCUAUCCUGUGUUUUUUCAUGUAGUUCAAUUAUGUACUUCGGUAGGUGGUCGAACGGUAAUGGCUUCAUUGAUGUCGGUUCAUCACUUUCAAGUCUUGAAAGUCGCUACGUAGAAAACUACGAAUAGUCGGUAUUUAGGAAACCCCUAAUCCCAGGAACUGCUGUGGACUUGGCCACACGCGCUCGACAAUAUCAUAUCCAGUGGUGGUAGAGGCGGCGGACGCGGAAAGGGAGGCGGGCGGGGAACGAAGGGCGCACAGGCUAGAGGUCGGAUCAUCAUUAGGGCUUCACGCAAGGACAAUCCAUCUCGACAAAUUUCCAGCAUCAUCUCUGUAAUCUAAUAUAAGUAGCAAGAAAUACAGUCACAAUGAUCAUGAGACUCAUCCGGCUUCCAGAAUUGUAUAUUCAGGCAUCACUAGUGACACUAGAAUACAUUUAGAAGCUCACCGCGUUUCUAUCGGAAGGAGAAGUUGUAGCUGCAAAAAGUUGUACUUUGCUGACUUCUAGUCUAGUUCUAGCUAAUCAAAAGCAAUAUAAUCUAUGAUUGAAACCUAUUAUGUCUGAAACUGAAUCCUCUCCAAUCGACACUACCGAUCGGAGCAAAAAGUGCUCAAGAGACCGGUUGGGCUAAACACAGUAGCGAUGCUGAAGGCGGCGUCAAGUCUGGGCUAUUCUCCAGGAACAGCAAUGAAAGUCGCGGAAGAUUUGUAUACUACGGCUAUAUGUGAUGGUGGUUGAGAACUGUACAUGACGGUAUGAUCAUCACCGUGAUGUUGGUUGAGAACUGCAAAUGGUGACUAACUAGUCGAUCUUAAUAACUACUUGACGCAAAGAAAUAGCAGAAGAUGAAGAUUCAUCGGAUGGUACUAUUAUGAUAUAUUAAUGGAGGUACAACUAUUAUAGAUACUAUACUAUGCAAAUGCAGCUGCUGUGUCUGUGUGUGUGUCUUCUAACCUCCGCGCCGGAUUCAUCUCUUAUCCUCGAACGGAGAGCACCAAGUACGCGGAUAGCUACAACGUAACAGAGGUUCUAGAAGAACAGACAAUUACGGCUACAGUAGAAAUAGUUGUACCAGCACUCUCCGAGAGGGAGAGUCUGAAGAAGAUGAUCUUGACCUCUCACCUGAGAAUUAUCAGCCACGGUGACUGACGAUUCACAGUGGUAGAGAAGAUGCACUUCUGAUAAAAUAUACAUACUAGUCCUGUGCGAGUACCUCAGGCUCUUGACCUGUGCGACUACCUUCUUUAGUACUGCGACUUCAACCCUCUCUAAGAAAAAUAAUCCCCAAUGGGGCAAGACUGUGGCGGUUUUUUUGAGGCAGAAUGAUCAUUGGAUUGAGCCACCAUCCGAGGGAUACGAUGCAGGAGACCAUCCGCCCAUCACGCCAUGUGGUCGCUUAGCAAAUAGAGACGAUAUGAAAAAUUAUGAAGACUGUCAUUCGGUCCCCACGUAUUAGAUGUAGAUUUGUGGCCGAUUGUACGGUCUUAUGCGCACCCAGUAUGUAAUUUGGAUGAUCUUAUAAAUAUGGGGUAAAUAAUUGGUUGAAAGGGUGGCAGCAUAUAGUCCUAACGCAAAAAAAAAAAAACCCCACGGUGAUCAAGAAUGAUCAUAAGAGGGGCACACACAUCACAUGACUUCUAUUGUCUACUUCUAGAUUUAGUUCUGACUUCUACCCUUGCCUAGUCGUACCAAGGCAACCAAGAAUGCUGGAAUAGUUGUACAACUUUGUCUACCUCUAAUAGCAAGGCAGCCAGUGGAAACUGUAUGAAUUCAUUUGCAGACACUUUUUGGCCACAGUAAUGGGCGACUGUCACUACACCGAACAUACGAUAACGGCCAGCCUAUCUGACGGAUCUUCGAGUGGUUCUUCGAAUAGGAACCAAAUACGUGGAGCCGGAGCAGGUGCAAACAUCCAAGGUGGUCAACAGGCACCCUUAAGGCUAGUACUGAAGGCGCAUGAGGGUGAGGAGCAUCCUCCAUACAACAUAGCGCGAUGCAUCCCUUACUCUGAGCAUAGAUUUUGCAUGCGCGAUACGCAGCAUACAGCAUCCCUGACUCUGAGCAUAGAUUUUCCGAAGCAGGGUUCUGAGUACUAUUCUCCCUGCUUGAGUAGAUUUUCCCAGGGGAGCAACUGAGUAUGUAGAAGACUAUUAACACGCCUAACUACUCUCUUCAACAUCCCGUAUGCAUGUCUACGAAGUAGGUAGCGCUACCUCUAACACCACCUUUGGAGUGCGUCGUGCACACAUUUGAGGAUAGAGGCUUUCUUUUCGCGACACCUUGGAAAGGCGAAAAUUUCAAUGAUUUGGCGAAGCAGGAUGGGGCUGGCAGAGGAGGUCGUGGAGGUUUUGACAACGUGAGUGCGAGACAAAUACAGGGAUUACUUUACGAAGAUAACGGGGCUUAUCGUUGAUGACGAAGUCGAGUGAUUUGAACGAUUCGAAUUUAUAGUUGACGAAGAGUGAAGAUUUGAACAAUUUGAGUCUAUUUCUAUAGUUGUUACAAGAGAUCUGUGUAAGUACUGCGUAGUAGAUGACAAGUUAGUGACCAUCUGUAUCUGAUUUUGCAGCCGUGGUCAUUAUCACCUUUACCCAGUCAGACUGAGUCUUCUGCUAAGGUGAACUUGUUGUUCAGCCCUCCCUCUUCUAUCCUCCCCAGUCCGUAUUUCUUCCCACCUUCAUCGCUCUCCUCGUGGCGAUUUCGAUAUUAGCGACUUGAAGGUAGAGGAAGGGUCUACCGAACCGCCUCAAUUUAUGACUCGCUUAUUUAUUUGUAGUUCUCAAUCUCUCUUUUUAGCAUCUUGAGCUUGAUACUUUCACUUGUCCACGAAUAGAUGGAAGGGAAAACGCAAAGGCACCGAGAAGAUGAGGAGUCCGAGAUGAAGAAAGCAUGCUCACUCUAAUGAAGACCUGAAGGAAAGCGAACUAGUAGCCUUGAUGGACAAGCAUGGAAUCGGUACCGACGCCUCUAUGGCUGGGCAUAUUGACAACGUUGUUGCAAGAAAUUAUUGCAAAGUUCACGGACCGUGUUUGGAUGGUACAACUUAUAUAUACUUUUCUUGAAUGAAGAACAAGUUGCUCCUUGCUUCUUCAAGUAGUCCAAGAAUCAAUUAUAAUAGGGUUACUAGUUUCACUUAUUCAUGUAUUAUGUACCUAUAGGACUACGGAAGUUGUAGUCGGGUUCCAGCAAAUUGGUUACGAGGAGGUAAUAGGACUACAGAAGUUGUAGUCGGUUUCCAGCAAGUUGGUCUUUUAUUGUGAAAAACUACUAGGUUCCGGCAAACCAGGAGACGCGAUAAGCAAUAAGGGGAAAGGCAAGGGCAAGACCAAAGGUGGCGAAAGACCAACGAGCCGGCACAUGGUUCCCACUGGAUUGGGUCUAGCCAUUCUGGAUAUGUUUAUGGCGGAUGCGUGCAGUGGAGCUAAUGGAAAUUGAAAGAGAGAAUUAACAUUAUUUUUUGACGUUUUUGUUGUCGUGUACUACAGCCAACUCUUCAAUGAUUACGUUUGGAGGGAUUUUGGCAAUUCAAGUUCAAGAAACUAGAAGUGUCAUCAUGCUAGAUGACUUUUAUGACGCGUCGUGGUAAGCAUAUUAGAUUGAGACUCCUUCUUUACCUCCUUAGUAAGCCUCUUACUCACGGUUACGAAAAUUCCAACACCAUCCCUUCCAUACCUGCCCUUUCAUCCCCAUAGAGCGCAUUGUGCCCGAUGUCGUUGAGCCCAAGGUGCGCAGCUUCAUGGAGAAGCAGUGCGCACAAAUAUCCAAUGGAGUGGCUUCGAAAGAACAAGUGGUGGCUGAAAAUUUGCAGAUUUUUGAGUCAAGAUUCACCGAGUUCAAGGAGAGGAUGGAAGAAGUCAGGCACAUUCUGGGAGGAAAAGCUCCGCCUGGUAAUAUUAAGGCUGGAGAUAAUACGUAAGUAUGAUGAAUCUAAAUCUAAAUCUAUAUCUGAUUUAUUGUAAUACCUCUGAACACAAAUUGAACCCCCUCUCUCCUCUCUCUGCAACUUUAAACUGUACCCCGAGAAUGAGUUAACUACCACUACUACUAACCUAAAUCUAAAUCUAUAUCUGAUUUAUUGGGUCAUACCUUAAAUUUUCGGCAUACUGUUAUUGUCGGUAGCUCUGCGUGUGUAUUCUUGGGAGAAUAUAAUGAUUUUGGUCUUCUAUCUUCGGUCUCAAUCUUCAUUAUUGUAGGUAGCUUUUAAUUUGCUGAUGAUGUCCUAUUUGUCCUUCUUGAAACUUCAAGUACCAGAAGCAAGUCGCUUGGCUAAAUUGAUGUAUUGUGGUUCAUCUUCUUUUUCACACGACACCUGCUGAUUGAUGGAUUGUUUUUGUUUGCUCGGUUUGCACCCAAGGACUUCUGAUUUAGAUAUUUUCGUUUGCUGGAUUUUCCCUAGUAGGAUCCGGAGAGAAUAAGCUUCGAAGAUCCUAAAGCAGGACUCGUCGAGAGGAUAAGAAGAUCAUGAUGAUCAUGAUGAUGAUGAUAAUAUUCAUAGUAAGAAUUAUUCGUGAUCGUGAGCGCUCCUCUAAUGCUUGUAACAGUGGAGGCGGUGGAGGCCGUGACCGAGGAGGGAAUCAAUAUGGCGGUGGAGGUCGAGGAGGACAAGACAACUACGGCGGCGGAAGUCGUGGCCAACAGAGCGGGCGCGGUGGUCAGGAUCAUGGUCGAAACGCUGGAGGUAAUCAAAGUUAUGGAAAAUGGUGUUGAUCAGAGGUGUUGAACGAAAAUAUGGACGUAAAAACGGAAGUAUAUUACUUCGAAUUCGAAAAUAUGGAUCAUAAGGGAUCUGAGCCCUCUUCUAACAGCCACAACAAGAGCAAAACUACGACUUCGAAUCCGAUAUUCGGACUAUGCGAGAGUAUGGCUAUAACGACCGCGUCAGAGAUGCUUGGGAUGAACAGGACGACUGGGGCGAAGACUGGUGAAGUUGGUCAUGUCACCAAUACGAGCGCUUGUAUUGGCUAGUAUAAACCCAAAAAAGAAAAUAGAAAAGUUGGACGAGGAGAGACUUCGUCGGUUAGCGAAACUUCAUCUAAAUCUAUUUUUAUCGCUUCUCGUGUCGUCCGCGUGUGAAAUAUCGCAGAAUAAUCCAAGAUGACUUUUUUUGUCGAUUCUUUUAGCGCAUGUCAGUCCAGGUCCAAAUACGAAAGUCGACAAAACAAAUUCAUAUCACCACACUUACAACAGGACUUGUACACUGUCACUGUUUCAGAUACUAUUUUUACUACUUCUUGAAGACCAAGACCACGAUGAUAGAAAUUCCCUAUCUUACUAGGUCCCUCGUCGUUUUUUUUGAUUUUUUAUCCCAAAGUAGUAUCUAUUAUCUAGUAUUUGUUUCUAUCACCCGCGUGACUGUUCAUACAAAAAUGGUGUAACAAAAACAACCCAACAACAUACAUCACUAGUUCUAGUAACAACGAACUCUCUGAAAUAACUGUACUUCUUUUUCUACUAAGACAGCAGGAAAAUAUGAUUGCUUCCGAACACCACCUCGAUCAUGAGAGAGCAAAAUAAUGAUUUCACGUGUAAGCGGAAGCUCCUACUUCGAAAAGCAUGAACAUGAACCUGAACGCGGAUAAAAUUCUAUUGUACUAAGGCAAGUCAGUAGUCGUGGUCGCAUCGGCGAUACUUGCAGUACGAAGUUACAGAAUAAUUCAAGAAGCUUCUUGACUACUCGGC